Messenger RNA from Cladophialophora immunda, 1008 nucleotides. RefSeq lists its product as uncharacterized. The coding region runs from base 1 to 1008 and encodes 335 amino acids. The record is from RefSeq and is a predicted model, not a curated record. The transcript has a single exon. Lineage: Eukaryota; Fungi; Ascomycota; Eurotiomycetes; Chaetothyriales; Herpotrichiellaceae.
AUGGCAGGCCAAUUCAUUCGCGGUCAGCUGUCAACUCCACCGAUUCCUCAAGUCGAUUUGACAGGACGGACCAUCUUGGUGACGGGGGCAAAUUCUGGACUGGGCCUUGAGGCUGCCAAAUUACUGGCGCAGUUAAAUUGCAGCACCAUUGUCCUUGCAUGCCGGAGCCUGGAGAAAGGGGAAAGAGCCAAGGAGACCAUUCUGCAAUCGGUCUCCAGCAGCUCCCAUGGACGUCCGCCUCCAACAAUUGACGUCUUUCAACUCGACAUGUGCUCCUUUGCAAACGUGGUCGCCUUUUCCGAGCGUUGCAAAGAUCUCACAAGGAUCGACGCGGCAAUUCUGAAUGCAGGCCUUCAACUCGACGAGUUCACGCUUGCAGAAGGAUAUGAGACAACUAUUACUGUGAAUGUUAUCUCGACAUUCCUCCUGGCUACCCUGCUUGUCCCCAUCAUGCGCAAUCAUGCGAAGAACUACGACAUCACGCCCAACAUCACCAUCGUUGGAUCAGCAGUCCAUUUCUGGGCGAAUAGCAAGGAGAUCAUGACUCCUGUCGAGGGACAGAUUCUGAAGACACUGUCGAACCCAAAAAAAGCGGACAUGAAGGGUCGCUAUUUCCUCAGCAAACUCAUUGUCAUGCUGCUGGUAAAGUACCUAGCUUCGAUGUUGACAGCGGCGGCCGAAAAGGAUCCAACUAAUAAAGCCUUGGUGAUUGUCAACAAUGCUGCACCGGGGCUUUGCAAGACCAAUUUUUUUCAGCAUCAACUUGAUACGCCCACCAAAGUUCUGCUCACAAUGAUAGGACGGACGGGCGAGCAUGGGGCGCGAACAUCGGUGUAUGGGGCUACUGCAGGAAGAGAGACUCAUGGGCAGUAUUUGAGCGAGUGUCGGGUCAAAAAAUACAGCGCUUUUGUCAAGAGUUCAGAUGGAGAUCACACCGCAAGGAGGAUCUGGCAAGAAUUGAGCGUCUUGUAUGAAGAGGCCAAACCUGGGUGCACCAAGGCGCUCUGA